AUGCAACACAUGUGCACCCAAAAGAUCCCAAGCAUCUUUGAGCUCGAGCUCCCAUCUACCACCAUGAAUCUCUUUGAUCAGAACAUCCCAAGGUCCCCAAUCGAGUUCGAAGAAAAAGUUGAUCUCAAAGUUGACCAACUCAAGGGUUUAUGGUCACCAAGUGAAGACGAAUUACUUAGAAAGGCUGUAUCUGUCAUGAAACAGCCUAUCUCCUGGGAAGAAAUUUCAAAGUUUGUACCAGGUAGAACACCAAAACAAUGCCGUGAAAGAUGGCUCUUUAGACUCUGCCCAGAUGUCAAUAAAGCACCUUUCCAAAAGUGGGAAGACGAAUUAAUAGUUCUCGAACGUCAAAAGAUCGGAAACCACUGGACAGCUAUAGCAGCUAAGCUCCCUGGAAGAACUAGCUGCGCAGUCAAGAACCGCUGGUAUACUGUACUUAGGAACAGAGUACAAAAACCUGUAAGCCAACGAGUUUUCUACCCACCCGUUGAAGCUUUAAGCGUAUAUUAUUUUCCUCAGUUCAUGCCACAGUAUGUUUGA
Molecule: messenger RNA, 540 nt
Organism: Trichomonas vaginalis G3
Lineage: Eukaryota; Parabasalia; Trichomonadida; Trichomonadidae
Product: RNA polymerase II transcription regulator recruiting protein
Exons: 1
Coding region: 1-540 (179 amino acids)
Biological process (GO): regulation of DNA-templated transcription
Cellular component (GO): nucleus
Molecular function (GO): RNA polymerase II cis-regulatory region sequence-specific DNA binding; DNA-binding transcription factor activity, RNA polymerase II-specific
Source: RefSeq, a predicted model, not a curated record